Diceros bicornis minor is the source of this 520-nucleotide messenger RNA. RefSeq names its product ribosomal protein L35a (gene RPL35A). Gene Ontology annotation, cellular component: ribosome; cytosolic large ribosomal subunit. The coding region runs from base 119 to 451 and encodes 110 amino acids. Gene Ontology annotation, molecular function: structural constituent of ribosome. Gene Ontology annotation, biological process: cytoplasmic translation; ribosomal large subunit biogenesis. NCBI's taxonomy places the organism in Eukaryota, Metazoa, Chordata, Mammalia, Perissodactyla, Rhinocerotidae. The record is from RefSeq and is a predicted model, not a curated record. The transcript has 5 exons.
GAUUCCAGCAACAGAGAGGACAGGAUGGAGGAGAUGUGGGGCUGAUGGUGCUGGUCUCCUGACGCCCGGAGAACGGGUGCUCCGGCCUGCCGGAGACAGGACUUCUAAAACGACGAGUAUGUCUGGAAGGCUGUGGUCGAAGGCCAUUUUUGCUGGCUAUAAGCGGGGUCUCCGGAACCAGAGGGAGCACACAGCCCUUCUUAAAAUUGAAGGUGUUUAUGCUCGAGAUGAAACUGAAUUCUAUCUGGGCAAGAGAUGUGCUUACGUGUACAAAGCAAAGAACAACACAGUGACUCCUGGUGGCAAACCUAACAAAACCAGAGUAAUCUGGGGAAAGGUAACUCGUGCUCAUGGAAACAGUGGCAUGGUUCGUGCCAAAUUCCGAAGCAACCUUCCUGCUAAGGCGAUUGGACACAGAAUCCGUGUGAUGCUGUACCCUUCAAGGAUUUAAACUUAUUGAAAAGUAAAUAAAUAAAACUGGAUUUGUUCCCUUGUAUUUUUAUUAAAUGGCUUAAAAAUC